Messenger RNA from Puccinia triticina, 519 nucleotides. RefSeq lists its product as uncharacterized. The record is from RefSeq and is a predicted model, not a curated record. The coding region runs from base 1 to 519 and encodes 172 amino acids. Lineage: Eukaryota; Fungi; Basidiomycota; Pucciniomycetes; Pucciniales; Pucciniaceae. The transcript has 2 exons.
AUGGCCUUUUUACUUACUCAAACGCUGCCGGCCUCAAAUGUCGCUAUGGAAAUGAGUCUGACCAAGCAGAUCGAAAAAACCAAAGAGUUGCCGCAGGCGAGGGAAGUCAUUGCGGUACCUGAAGUUAAUUACGAAGAAAUUAAGAAAGGUUAUAAAGAUUCGGCUGAAAGGUUGAUCCUCCUUGGCUAUGGUGGUGUUUUUGGACCGAAGCGUGAUCGGCUGUUUGGGCCAGAUCUGUAUGACAGCGGGGUCAUUGAGCCUUUGACAAAGCUGGCUGCAAACCCCAAGAAUAAAGUUUGGAUCAUAACCGCCCGACAUUGGGACGAGCUGCCCAACUCGAUUAGCACAAUUCCGGGGCUCCAUGUGGGGCACAGCAGAGGUACCCGGCUGGAUGUUCCCGAGGGAAGAAUUGUACCAAAGCUACCAGAAUAUGCGGAAGAGAUGGCAAAAAUGGAAGACCAGCUUACCAAAGUUUUAUCAAGUGGGUAUCUGAAAUUUCUGGAAAAUGAUUACAUGUGA